AUGCCACGAUCAACACGGAACUCGCGCGCGGCAGAGGCGGCGGUGGUCGAGCCGGCAGCUCCGUCCGAAGGCGGCAGCAUCGCCUCCCGGGAACGCUCCGGGACACCCAUCGACCACACGCAAGAGCUCAUGAGGAGAGCGCAAGAGGCCGACGAGAACGUCUUUCUCUUUGUGCCCAACCUGAUCGGCUAUGCCCGCGUCGUCCUCGCCGCCCUCUCGCUCUACUACAUGAAGGGGAACCCCAAAGUGUGCACCCUCCUCUACGGAGUGUCGUGCCUGCUCGACGCCUUUGACGGCAUGGCGGCGAGGGCGCUGGGCCAGAGCACCAAGUUCGGCGCCGUCCUGGACAUGGUCACCGAUCGCUGCACCACCGCGUGCCUCCUCUGCUUCCUCACCGCCGCCUACCCUCGCUGCGCCGUCAUCUUCCAGGGCCUCAUCACCCUCGACUUCAGCAGCCACUACAUCCACAUGUACAGCUCGCUGCUGACCGGCUCGGCCUCUCACAAGAUCGUCACCUCGGACGUGUCCAAGAUCCUGUGGUACUAUUACAACGACAGCCGCACGCUGUUCAUGUUCUGCGCGGGCAACGAGCUCUUCUUCGUCUGCCUGUACCUCAUGGACUUCUACAAGCGGCCUCUGGGUCUCGAGAUUGAGCCGCUCCUCUUUCUCGUUCCCAGCAGCCUCAAGGGGACGUGGCUGCUCCAGUUCAUCAUCAACGAGACUCCCAAGCUGAGCUGGCCUCAGAUCGUGGGGGCCAUCACUUUCCCGAUCUGCGCCGCCAAGCAGGUCAUCAACUGCGUCCAGUUCUGGAAGGCCGCAAAGGUCCUCGUUGGUAAGGACCUCGAGGAGCGGGCAAAGAGCCGCGAGAAGGCGGCCUGA
Messenger RNA from Pseudozyma flocculosa PF-1, 879 nucleotides. RefSeq lists its product as uncharacterized. Gene Ontology annotation, biological process: phosphatidylinositol biosynthetic process. Gene Ontology annotation, cellular component: membrane; Golgi apparatus. Bases 1 to 879 code for a protein of 292 amino acids. NCBI's taxonomy places the organism in Eukaryota, Fungi, Basidiomycota, Ustilaginomycetes, Ustilaginales, Ustilaginaceae. The transcript is spliced from 3 exons. The record is from RefSeq and is a predicted model, not a curated record. Gene Ontology annotation, molecular function: CDP-diacylglycerol-inositol 3-phosphatidyltransferase activity.